This is a messenger RNA of Exophiala xenobiotica, 969 nucleotides long. RefSeq lists its product as uncharacterized. Lineage: Eukaryota; Fungi; Ascomycota; Eurotiomycetes; Chaetothyriales; Herpotrichiellaceae. The transcript is spliced from 2 exons. The record is from RefSeq and is a predicted model, not a curated record. Bases 364 to 669 code for a protein of 101 amino acids.
CUCUUUGGUAUCGGUGAGGUGAGACUCUGGGGUAGCUUAGGUGAUCGCCUGUAUCCGGCACCUGGAGUGUGUUUCAACACGGGCUGUUCUCUUGAUCAGAACACCUAGGUCAUGUGUACUUCGAACCUCAUGCGUGCUCCAAUGUCGGCGACUAGGUCCGUAGGCCAGGAUAAAAUGGCUAGUUUCUUCAUUGGACAUGGCACAACCAGCUCUAACACCAGAUCGCAACUUACCAAACACACGUAUAGCCUCAACUCGAGACGUGAAACUCGACUCCGAGAGCUUUUUGCACAAGACCAAAUUCCAGAAGUAAAACCGAAAUCUUGAACCUCCUCGACAUCCUCACGAGACACAAUACUCAACAUGCCUCCUGCGCGAAUGACCGUGACUCAACUUAGUCAGGGCAUCAGAACAUUCGCUUCACACUCCUCAAGAAGAACAGUCGCCCACCGAUUACCAAGUCUUCACCACUCACCUUCGGCGCGAAUUCUUGCAAAAGCCACUGCUUCAACCCACAUCUCGGCUGCAUCCUUUCCCAUUCUGGUACGCGACGGACUGAGCUACGGCGCGCUGGGAGCGUUGACGUCGGUGGGCGCGUUCAUGAUAUAUUGCGCGGACAAAGAUGCAGAUUUGAUAGAUCUGCUUGCGACCCCGGACGCUCUGGGGUGAGACAGUCGUCGAAUGAAACUUGAUGCAUGGGAUUUGGAGUUUCUCGGGAGUUCAAUGGGAUACGGAAGGAUUUGGGAACACGAAAUGACACGUUGGCGACUUUUCGACCGUCAGCCUCGCUCUGAUGCUGAUGCUGAUGCUGCUGGCCUCUUGCGUUGCAUCGGCGGAGAAGCACAUAUAACUGUAUAGUAGAGUGCUGCAGAUCCAAGUGUACUCCCACUCUUUAGGGGUAGUACUUUGUUUCGUGGGGAAAUGCCACCCUCACAGCAUCUGAGAAAUUGAAGCCUUGCUGUUUCCAAA